AUGAUAUUUGUGCCAAAUAUCAAAAGUCUUGAGCUUGGAGAGAAAUUCUCUCGAAGGAGAGAUCCCUCGGGAAUUGGUGAUCUUCGCUACCUGACAUUUUUAGACUUGCAAGAUAACCGGCUUACUGGCUCUAUACCAACACCAAUCUUCAAUAUUACAACGAUGCAAAAUAUUGGUCUUGCCGGCAACAAUCUUGCUGGAGAAGUACUAGUGGAGUUAGGUAAUCUUAAGAACCUACAGGUGCUGAUAUUACCCCAGAAUGAGUUUACUGGUUUGGUCCCUGCAAGCAUUUUCAAUACGUCAGCACUGAAGGUCCUAGCACAAGCUUUGAGGAAAUAG
This is a messenger RNA of Lycium barbarum (goji berry), 339 nucleotides long. RefSeq names its product disease resistance protein BAK6-like. Lineage: Eukaryota; Viridiplantae; Streptophyta; Magnoliopsida; Solanales; Solanaceae. Gene Ontology annotation, molecular function: protein binding. The coding region runs from base 1 to 339 and encodes 112 amino acids. The record is from RefSeq and is a predicted model, not a curated record. The transcript is spliced from 3 exons.